Molecule: messenger RNA, 7181 nt
Organism: Tupaia belangeri chinensis (Chinese tree shrew)
Lineage: Eukaryota; Metazoa; Chordata; Mammalia; Scandentia; Tupaiidae
Gene: UBR2
Product: ubiquitin protein ligase E3 component n-recognin 2
Biological process (GO): ubiquitin-dependent protein catabolic process via the N-end rule pathway; protein ubiquitination
Cellular component (GO): cytoplasm; ubiquitin ligase complex
Molecular function (GO): ubiquitin protein ligase activity; zinc ion binding
Source: RefSeq, a predicted model, not a curated record
AUGGCGUCGGAGCUGGAGCCUGAGGUGCAGGCCGUCGACCGCAGUUUGCUGGAAUGUUCGGUGGAGGAGACCGCGGGGAAAUGGCUGCAAGCAACGGACCUCACUAGAGAAGUGUACCAACAUCUAGCCCACUAUGUACCCAAAAUCUACUGCAGGGGUCCCAACCCUUUCCCGCAGAAAGAGGACAUGUUGGCACAGCAUGUUUUGUUGGGACCAAUGGAAUGGUACCUCUGUGGUGAAGACCCUACGUUUGGAUUUCCAAAACUUGAACAAGCAAACAAACCUUCUCAUCUUUGUGGUCGUGUUUUUAAAGUAGGAGAGCCUACAUACUCCUGCAGAGACUGUGCAGUUGAUCCAACUUGUGUUUUGUGCAUGGAGUGCUUUUUGGGAAGUAUUCACAGAGACCAUCGAUAUAGGAUGACAACAUCAGGAGGUGGAGGUUUCUGUGACUGUGGUGACACUGAAGCUUGGAAAGAGGGUCCUUACUGUCAAAAACAUGAACUUAACACCUCUGAAAUUGAGGAAGAAGAGGAUCCUCUUGUGCAUUUAUCAGAAGAUGUGAUAGCAAGAACAUACAACAUUUUUGCUAUUAUGUUUCGGUAUGCAGUAGAAAUACUAACCUGGGAAAAAGAAAGUGAAUUGCCAACAGAUUUAGAGACAGCAGAGAAGAGUGACACCUACUAUUGCAUGCUAUUUAAUGAUGAGGUGCACACCUAUGAGCAAGUUAUUUAUACCCUUCAGAAAGCUGUUAACUGUACACAAAAAGAAGCCAUUGGAUUUGCAACUACAGUAGAUCGGGACGGGCGAAGAUCUGUUCGAUACGGAGAUUUCCAGUAUUGUGAGCAAGCAAAAUGAGAAAUAGUGAGAAAUACCAGUAGACAAACAAAGCCACUCAAAGUUCAAGUUAUGCAUUCGUCUAUUGUCGCCCAUCAGAAUUUUGGUUUGAAACUUUUGUCGUGGUUGGGAAAUGUUAUUGGAUAUUCAGAUGGCCUUCGCCGGAUUUUAUGUCAAGUUGGUUUACAAGAAGGGCCAGAUGGUGAAAACUCUUCGCUAGUGGAUAGAUUGAUGCUUAAUGAUUCCAAAUUAUGGAAAGGUGCUCGGAGUGUGUAUCAUCAGUUGUUCAUGAGCAGUCUCCUUAUGGAUUCAAGAUACAAGAAAUUAUUUGCUGUUCGAUUUGCAAAAAACUAUGAGCGUUUGCAGAGUGAUUAUGUGACAGAUGACCACGACAGAGAGUUUUCAAUCGCAGACCUCUCGGUUCAGAUAUUCACGGUUCCUUCACUUGCACGAAUGCUCAUCACGGAAGAAAACCUAAUGACCAUUAUCAUUAAGACUUUUAUGGAUCAUUUGAGACAUCGAGAUGCCCAGGGCAGAUUUCAGUUUGAACGAUAUACUGCUUUACAAGCUUUCAAGUUUAGGAGAGUUCAGAGCCUUAUUUUGGAUCUCAAGUAUGUGUUAAUAAGCAAACCAACAGAAUGGUCAGAUGAACUGAGACAGAAGUUCCUAGAAGGAUUCGAUGCCUUUUUGGAAUUACUGAAAUGUAUGCAGGGAAUGGAUCCAAUUACACGUCAAGUAGGACAACAUAUUGAAAUGGAACCAGAGUGGGAAGCAGCCUUUACACUACAAAUGAAAUUAACACAUGUCAUUUCAAUGAUGCAGGACUGGUGUGCUUUAGAUGAGAAAGUAUUAAUUGAAGCUUACAAGAAAUGCCUUGCUGUAUUGACGCAGUGUCAUGGUGGUUUUACUGAUGGUGAACAGCCACUCACACUAAGCAUUUGUGGACAUUCAGUGGAGACUAUCAGAUACUGUGUUUCCCAAGAAAAAGUUAGCAUUCACCUCCCAGUUUCUCGCUUACUUGCAGGUUUACAUGUGUUAUUAAGCAAAAGUGAAGUGGCAUAUAAAUUUCCAGAGCUCCUACCUCUAAGCGAACUUAGCCCACCCAUGUUGAUAGAACACCCUCUUAGAUGUCUUGUUUUAUGUGCUCAAGUACAUGCUGGAAUGUGGAGAAGAAAUGGAUUCUCUCUAGUAAACCAGAUUUAUUAUUACCACAAUGUGAAAUGCAGACGUGAAAUGUUUGACAAGGAUAUAGUGAUGCUUCAGACAGGUGUCUCCAUGAUGGAUCCAAAUCACUUCCUGAUGAUAAUGCUCAGCCGCUUUGAACUUUACCAGAUCUUCAGUACUCCAGACUACGGGAAAAGAUUUAGCUCUGAGAUCACCCACAAGGAUGUCGUUCAGCAGAACAAUACUCUAAUCGAAGAAAUGCUCUACCUCAUUAUAAUGCUUGUUGGCGAGAGAUUUAGUCCUGGAGUUGGACAGGUAGAUGCUACAGAUGAAAUUAAGCGGGAAAUUAUCCAUCAGUUGAGCAUCAAGCCUAUGGCUCACAGUGAAUUGGUAAAGUCUUUACCUGAAGAUGAGAACAAGGAGACUGGCAUGGAGAGUGUAAUUGAAGCAGUGGCCCAUUUCAAGAAGCCUGGAUUGACCGGACGAGGCAUGUACGAACUGAAACCAGAAUGUGCCAAAGAGUUCAACCUGUAUUUCUAUCACUUUUCAAGGGCAGAGCAGUCAAAGGCAGAAGAAGCUCAACGGAAAUUGAAAAGACAGAAUAGAGAAGAUACAGCACUUCCGCCUCCAGUCCUGCCUCCAUUCUGCCCUUUGUUUGCAAGCCUGGUUAACAUCCUGCAGUCAGAUGUCAUGUUGUGCAUCAUGGGAACGGUACUGCGCUGGGCUGUGGAGCACAACGGGUACGCCUGGUCGGAGUCCAUGCUGCAGAGGGUGUUACAUUUAAUUGGAAUGGCACUACAAGAAGAAAAACAACAUUUAGAGAAUGUCAUGGAAGAGCAUGUGGUAACCUUUACCUUCACUCAGAAGAUAUCAAAACCUGGUGAAGCACCAAACAACUCUCCUAGCAUACUAGCCAUGCUGGAAACACUGCAAAAUGCUCCCUACCUAGAAGUCCACAAAGACAUGAUUCGGUGGAUAUUAAAGACCUUUAAUGCUAUUAAGAAGAUAAGGGAGAGUUCAUCUACGAGUCCUGUGGCAGAGACAGAAGGAACCAUCAUGGAAGAGAGUUCAAGAGAUAAAGACAAAGCUGAGAGGAAGAGGAAAGCUGAGAUCGCCAGGCUGCGCAGAGAGAAGAUCAUGGCCCAGAUGUCCGAGAUGCAGCGGCACUUCAUCGAUGAGAACAAGGAGCUCUUCCAGCAGACGCUAGAGCUGGAUGCCUCUACCUCUGCUGUUCUGGACAGCAGCCCUAUGGUUUCAGAUGUGACACUUACAGCAUUGGGCCCGGCACAGACUCAAGUUCCUGAACAAAGACAGUUUGUUACCUGUAUAUUGUGUCAAGAGGAGCAAGAAGUUAAAGUGGAAAGCAGGGCAAUGGUCUUAGCGGCAUUUGUUCAGAGGUCAACUGUAUUAUCAAAAAAUAGAAGUAAAUGCAUUCAGGAUCCAGAAAAAUACAAUCCAUUAUUCACGCACCCUGAUCUGUCUUGUGGAACGCACACUGGCAGCUGUGGACACGUUAUGCAUGCCCAUUGUUGGCAAAGGUAUUUUGAUUCCGUUCAAGCUAAAGAACAGCGAAGGCAACAGAGAUUACGCUUACAUACAAGCUAUGACGUAGAAAACGGAGAAUUCCUUUGUCCCCUUUGUGAGUGCUUGAGCAAUACCGUCAUUCCCCUGCUGCUUCCUCCAAGGAAUAUUUUCGGCAGCAGGUUAAAAUUUUCAGACCAACCAAAUCUGACUCAGUGGAUUAGAACAAUAUCUCAGCAAAUAAAAGCAUUGCAGGCUCUUAGGAAAGGAGAAAGCAACAAUACUGCCCCUUUGAAGAAUUCAGAAAAUAUGGAUGAAUUACAGCUCCCUGAAGGAUUCAAGCCUGAUUUUCGUCCUAAGAACCCUUAUUCUGAGAGCAUAAAAGAAAUGCUAACAACAUUUGGAACUGCGACCUACAAGGUGGGGCUAAAGGUUCAUCCCAAUGAGGAGGACCCCCGUGUGCCCAUCAUGUGCUGGGGCAGCUGUGCAUACACCAUCCAAAGCAUAGAAAGAAUUUUGAGUGAAGAAGACAAGCCAUUGUUUGGUCCUUUGCCUUGCAGACUGGAUGACUGUCUUAGGUCACUAACAAGAUUUGCAGCAGCACAUUGGACGGUAGCAUCGCUCUCAGUGGUGCAAGGACACUUCAGUAAACUUUUCGCAUCACUGGUGCCUAAUGACAGCCAUGAAGACCUUCCAUGUAUAUUAGAUAUUGACAUGUUUCAUUUAUUGGUCAGCUUGGUGCUCGCUUUCCCUGCACUGCAGUGUCAGGACUUUUCGGGCAGCAGCCUCGGCACUGGAGACCUUCACAUCCUGCACCUGGUUACGGUGGCACACGUCGUGCAGAUCUUGCUCACCUCGUGUCCAGAAGAGAAUGUCAUGGAUCAGGAAAAUCCCACUGGCGAAGAAGAAUUAGCGGUUCUUGCUUUGUAUAAACUGCUUCGCCAGUACACAGGAAGUGCCUUGAAGGAAGUGCCCUCUGGCUGGCAUCUGUGGAGAAGUGUCAGAGCUGGAAUCAUGCCUUUCCUGAAGUGUUCUGCUUUAUUUUUCCACUACUUAAAUGGAGUUCCUUCCCCACCUGACAUUCAAGUUUCUGGAUCAAGCCAUUUUGAAAAUUUAUGAUCCCUACCAAACAACCUCAUUUGCCUUUUUCAAGAAAAUAGUGAGAUAAUGAAUUUACUGAUUGAAAGCUGGUGUCAUCACAGUGAAGUUAAAAGAUAUCUAGAAGGUGAAAGAGAUGCUAUAAGCUAUCCAAGAGAAUCUAACAAGUUAAUAGACCUUCCAGAGGAUUAUAGCAGCCUCAUUAAUCAAGCAUCCAACUUCUCGUGCCCCAAAUCCGGCGGUGAUAAGAGCAGAGCCCCAACACUGUGCCUUGUAUGUGGAACUCUGCUGUGCUCCCAGAGCUACUGCUGCCAGACCGAACUGGAGGGGGAGGACGUGGGAGCCUGUACCGCCCACACCUACUCCUGCGGCUCCGGGGUGGGCAUCUUCCUGAGAGUGCGGGAAUGUCAGGUGCUGUUUUUAGCCGGCAAAACCAAAGGCUGCUUUUAUUCUCCUCCUUACCUUGAUGACUAUGGGGAGACUGACCAGGGACUCAGGCGGGGAAACCCUUUACAUUUGUGCAAAGAGCGAUUCAAGAAGAUCCAGAAGCUCUGGCACCAGCACAGCAUCACGGAGGAAAUCGGGCACGCGCAGGAGGCCAACCAGACGCUGGUGGGCAUCGACUGGCAGCAUUUGUGACUUCACCAAAGCAGACGCGGGGUGUGGCCCAGCGGCUUUUCAGGAACAAGGAUAGGAAAUGCGUUCUGCUGGUUUAGAAAUAAAUUCUUUAUUUAAGCUUUCCUUCCCAGUUUUAUUUGUAUAGUCUCUGGCUCCAGGAGCUGAUGAAGCCGUCUCCCCUCAGCAGACUUCCUUGCACCAUUUCCUGUGUCCCUCAAAGGUAACGUCUUGGGCUUUCGGAUCCAGCAAGGAGCCUCUCUUCCUGUAACGGAGCACAGCCCUUGGUGGGAGUCUCACUGCCUUGGCCUGUGGCGGUUUCCGGUCAUCUGAGCCAUUUUGCAUCACUGAUUGUAGUGAGCCCCUGUCUGAAGCUGCUGCAGUCAGGAAACGACGUCUCCAUUGGUCUUCUGGUCCUUGCUCCUGGUGCUCUCGGUGCCUCCGCACUGGGACUGGGUGGUGUCCCCCACUGGGGGGCCCUACCCCUUCAAGCAGAGCAGAUGCUUCUGAAGGCGGCAUUCCCUUCUCCCCUCAACUAAGGGGCGCUUGGGGGACACUCGUGCAGAUGGAGCCUCUGGGGAGAAGGCAGUCUCCUAGUGUGCUGGCCAGUUUUUCAGGGCUAUAAAGGUUGACUUUUUGGGUGUUUUUUUUUUUUUUUCGGCUUUGAGAGAUAAAACUCACUUAAGGGCUUUUUGAAAACUUAAUACCUAUUUUUUCAGACAGUCAUCUCUGUUAUUUUUAAAUUGAAAGAAUAUAUGCAUUAGAAUCAAACCUUGGCAAAAAAAAAGAGAGAGAGAGAGAGAGAGAGAACUUGGUAUUUUGCGGUUCCCCACCCCCACCCUGUCCAGCAUUUCUUGAAAUAGAUGGAUUGCUACUCACCUGCCGGCUCACCUGGUCCUGGGCGGUCUGCACCCAGGCGUGUUUUUAAACAUUAUUGUUCUUACUCAGAGGUGGCUUUGUAGAAUGAUAGCCGCUUAGUACGAUGGCCUGUAACUACUACGUACCACACAUACACUCCCUCCGAGCACGCGUGCUUGAGCACCGGACAGUGACAGCAGUGGAGUGGAGGGGCUGAGCAACGGAUGAAUACUGAGGCUCUUGAAGGUUUUUAAUCAGUGUAGGCGACCCUCGUACUUAGUUUCUUUCAAUUGCACCUGUGAGUUCCUUUCCACUCCCCUGUGCACACUGCACAGUGCACCCAGGGAGACAGUUACAAGUCCAGACCAAGGCUGGAGUACGUAGGGACACAGAAGCCGCGUACCUCUCCAAGGCAGCAUGUGAAGGAACCUUCCAUGAAACCCUCUUGGGACUGGCUCACCUUGCUGAGAAGACAACCAGCAGGAAGAAAAUCCAGCUUCAACCCCACCUCUCCCCAUUUCCUGGCCUUCCUCUCAUUCAUAAGAUCUGAUUCGGAGGCUGUGAGUGGCAUAGUUAAUGUUAAUUUUUGGCCUUUGUCACAUUAGCUUUUAAGUUCAGCUCCCUUUGGCUUUCCUCUCUAUAUUAUCAAAGCUUACAUUUAAAAUUGUAAGACCAGGUUCACCCUCUGUAAGUGGGUCACAAACAUUUUCCUCAAAUCAUAACAGUACUCCAGCUCUCAGGCCCAGAAGCCUGGAGGUAGCAGAGGGUGGCCCUGGAUUACAUUCUCUGAGAAUGCCCAAGUCUGGGAGAAGAUGAAUUUACAUGAAAUAGUAACAUACACACCUUUUUAUUUCCUGGUAUUAAGCUCUCGUCUUCCCUAUCUAACAGAUCAUCUUAGUUUUAUGAUUUAUUCCGCAUGGUUUAUGUUUAUUGUAGAAAUGUUUAUAUAACAUAUGCUUUCCAUAUCAGGGAAAAUCACAUCUGUUUAAUAAAUUGGCUAUAACUUUAAUAUCUGUGGACAACUUGUAAAAUUUGGAAUGUAUCAUAUGUAAAAAGUUUAAAGAUAUCCAAAUAAAUGCUUUAGGUGUUGA